Anopheles marshallii is the source of this 1137-nucleotide messenger RNA. RefSeq lists its product as uncharacterized. The transcript is spliced from 4 exons. The coding region runs from base 1 to 1137 and encodes 378 amino acids. NCBI's taxonomy places the organism in Eukaryota, Metazoa, Arthropoda, Insecta, Diptera, Culicidae. The record is from RefSeq and is a predicted model, not a curated record.
AUGGCCAACAUUGAUCCCGGUGCACACCGUAGAUACAAGGAGAAAAAGAUACUAACUAACCACCCAGCAGCUACCCACGAUGCCCACGAGGCUGAACAGAAUGUGGUGAUGUGCGAAGAAGAGAAAGAAUCGGAAGAAAAUGUGACCGGCAGUGCUGCUGCUGCUGCUAGUGCUAAUAGUAGUACUGCAGAGAAUACUGCCACGGCGCACAGUACUACACCACCAUCACUCGCACGACGUGACCCGAUCGAGCUGGAAACUGAGGACAAGCUGGAGUACCGCUUUGUGCCGGCCGGUAACCGCGUGGUCAACUUCAAGGUACGUGCACCGAACGAUGCACACAUCGCGCUCACCACCAACCCACAUGAAUCCGACCCGAUGCUGGAGGUGUUUAUCGGUGGCUGGAAGAACACGAAAUCGGUUAUUCGCAAGAACCGCACCAAGCCAGACGUUGCCGAGGUAGAAACGCCCGACAUUCUCAAUGCCGGAGAGUUCCGUGGAUUCUGGAUCCGUUGGUUGGACAAUGUGAUCACGGUCGGAAUGGAAGGAUCUGCGGCCGCCUUUUUGUCGUUCGAAAACCCGGAACCGUUCCCGAUCAAUUGUGUCGGUUUUUGUACCGGUUGGGGUGCCAGCGGUUCGUGGCUGAUUGAGCCGGCUUCGGAACAGGCUAGUCCAUCCGCACCGACGGCCGCUGCGUUGCAUGGUGGUGGUGGUGCUGCCUGUUGGGUUGCGGCCGCCAACGGUGAAAUCCCCCCGAAUGCCGUCGUCGGCGGUGCGGAUGGGGAGGACAUGUAUAUUGGACGUGCCCAGCACGAGGGUGGUAUUAUCCCGGGUAAGGUGGUAGCAUCCCACGGUGUGUGCUACAUUGCGUGGGGUGGUGUCGAAAACCCGAAGGCAGAGUACGAAGUGUUGUGCGAUUUCCGUGGGGAGUUUGUGCCGGUCGCCGGUGGUGACAUACCACCGACCGCAUUACCAGCGGGUGAGUCCGAGGAUGGUGAACCGCUGUUCAUUGGGCGUGUUAUGCACGAGGGCACGCUGACGGUGGGCAAGGUACAACCUUCGCAUGGCGUUUGCUACAUUCCGUACGGUGGCCAGGAGCUCGCGUUUGCCGAGUACGAAAUCUACGUCAAUCCUUAG